Messenger RNA from Phycomyces blakesleeanus NRRL 1555(-), 1605 nucleotides. RefSeq lists its product as hypothetical. Lineage: Eukaryota; Fungi; Mucoromycota; Mucoromycetes; Mucorales; Phycomycetaceae. Bases 1 to 1605 code for a protein of 534 amino acids. The record is from RefSeq and is a predicted model, not a curated record. The transcript is spliced from 3 exons.
AUGGACCCUCUUUAUCAACGCUUGCUCAAAAAAGGCUUUGCGGAUAGCGUCUCAGCAAUUGAAUACUGCCGCGAUGUAUGUGCCGAAUAUGGAUUUACGAUCAAGCAAGAAGCUAGUGCUAAUAAAAACAUAUACGUCUAUUGUUCUCGCGAAGGCCUGCCAGAUUCUCAGCGGAACCCCAAACCUUCUCCACAAAGAAAACGACCCUCAAAAAGGUGUGAUUGCAAAUGGAGAAUUGUACUUUCUGAGAACGAACAGGAGCAAUGGGAAUUCCGGAAGUCGCUAACUGCUACUGCACUUGAGCACAACCACGAGAUGAUGUCUCCAGACGAGAUGGUUAAGGCCUGGCCACCUGAGGUGAGCGACAUGAUCAUUCGUCUUGCACAGCAGAGACUACAGACGCACGAGAUACGCGAGGCUGUCAAGCAAAACUUCCCUGACAUUACAUGGAACGAGCGGCGGUUCUAUAAUCGACUGACCGAGGAGCGCAAACGAAUUAGGCAGCGUGGAGUCGUCGACCGCUCACAGCGCCUACUGUUACUGUCUGCCAGGCUCUGUUCGGUAGUGGCGGGCAACGAAGGAUGGGCAAUAUGUGUAGAAAAUGACUUGGUUCGGAUGUUCGACAACUUCUGCCAGCUGACGCGCCUCACCCCCGAGGCCAUCGAGUCACUUGUGGAUAUGCAGCAGAACCAAAUCCAAAGCGACAUGAGUGGAGAACGCUCAUUACAGCCACACCGAUUGGUGGGAAAUUCCACUGGAGACUCCCUCUCGAUUGCCGAUCCAUCGGCCUCAAUCGGCAUGUCAUCCAACAGUGAUCUCGAGGACCAUUGCUCGGGAACACCCGCAGCCAAGCGUCGCAAGUCCAACUUUAGAUCAAACGAGUCCCCCAAGGGAACUCAGGUUGUCACUGUCCCGAGUUAUACGCUCUUUGUACGUUCGCAGCCCCUUCGUUCACCCUCUGAUUCAUCAUCCCAAGGCAGUCGUCGGACAAUGGCGGACUCUCCAACUGGUCUUGAGAGCCAUAGCCCUCAGAAUGGACCGCCAACAGCAUUCAAUGGACCAUCUGCCGCUUCAUUCUUUGCCCUUACCUCUCCAACAUCCUCCUCAUCCUCGACUUCAAAUAUGGCCUUUUCACGUCACAGGAUCGACAUGCCACAACAACGCACUUCUUUUUCUCCUUAUAGCAUGUCAGCCACAUCUUUCUCUUCGCCCCCUGAUAUGCCGUUCAACUUUGAUGGUGCCAGUAUAAUGGCUCCUCCCCCAAGUUCGAGCAAUAUUUUUGGGUCCAUGCACAGUACACCGCAACCACAUCAGACCGCCAAAGUGCACCACAACCUUGUUCCUGAUCGCCACGAGCACACCCACCCUCAUGAGCACAGAACACCGGUGUUUGGAUACUACGCUGUCAAGAACGAUGUUGAAUCAGCAGUACUGCAGGAACAGCAGCGGGCCAUUAUGAGGCAGCAGGAGCACGAGUAUGACCAGAGAGUCCAGCGUGGCUACCCUCAAGGAUUUACCACACUGCCUAUGAUCCGUGCUAAUAAUGAAGAUCAACAGGCAUCACCUAUUGUGGUAGCCACUCCUGCCUCUCAGCAGUGGUCUUGA